AUGCCCUCAACAUCACACGCCUGGCGCCGUACCUAUCGGUACAUAGUGCCAUCACCCGCCAGAUGGGACGGUCGACACGUGUUGUUGUUGCCGUUUCGCGAGGAGCAGAGCGAACUGACAAAGGCUGUCGCUGCCCUCAGCCCUAAGGAUGCGAAAGAAACAGUUGCCUUUGCCCAUCUGGCAGUCAACAAAGCCAUCACUCAGCGGUAUGUGGUCAAUGCCGACCAGCAAGACGCCCGUGCGACGAAUUCGAUCACCUACCGCGGCCUUACUGGCCAUGAUCAGUUUGCCUCUCUGGCUCGAACAUUUACGGGCCACUUUCACAGCCACCAGACCAUUACCCAGCAGAAAUCCAGUAGCGGUGACAAGACAGAUCUUCGGGGGAGCAUUACAUAUCUCGGCUCGCCCUUGCAGCUGAACUGGGCCGACCUUUACGAUCAAGAGCGAGGUGUUGUUCUGCUUGAUCCGGAGACGCUCGAGCACAAACUUCUCACCAACCCGCAUGCCGUAGGCUAUACAGCAGUUGCCCUUGAGGAGAUUCUCAACGACCAGGUGGAUGAACGUUCCGUAAAGGACAGGCAUGUCAUGAUCCUCGGCAAGCUCACCCCUUUCAAGUACGCCACCGCUCGAGACAAGCUUCUCUCGCUAGGGGUGCGCGGCGUACGAAAUUGGAUACCUACGCACUUUAGCUUGCACGCAAGCGGCCCGGCGUCUGGUGGUCUGGGGUCAUCUGUCCCAGCGAGCGAUGUUACUGCACAACCUUUAGAACAGCCCACUCAGGAUGAGGCUCAUGAAGCCUCAACCACCGGGAGAGUUUCAGAGUCUAUCCCUGAAACUGAGCCUGAGUCCAGGAAGAUUGCUCUUGACCUCAUAGCCGAAGUUCACGAGUAUGUCAAGUCUGUGGAUUUAGGGGAACCGCUUCUCAUGCGGCAAGACGAUUUGGUCCAGGUUGGCCAACAAAUGAUUCAAACCUCUUAUGGGAUGGCUGACCAGUAUGGCGAGGCCAAGCUUGAUUAUAAAGAGUUCCUAGAAAAGUCGUGUCAAGCCAUCUCCUCAAAUAUUACGCCCCCCAACCCAGCAGUACGAUCUGCCAACGUCUUUGACACAAUUCAUAUCGACUUCCAACAAGAUCUCACACCGGGAUUGACCUUUCUGAUCGGCGAUAAUGGUUCAGGGAAAAGUACAAUAAUGGAAGCUAUGGUUUGGUGUCAAUUCGGUCGAUGUAUUCGUGGCGGGCUCGGGGUCAACGAUGUCGUGAAUGAUAACGUCGGUAAAGACUGCUGUGUCAAGCUGGAGUUUAACAACGGAUAUGCCAUCACUCGGUAUCGCAAACACAAAGUCCAGGGCAACCGUGUUGUCAUCUCCUCACAUGGAAACCCCCUUCCGCACUUUGAGCACCCAGAUAUGCGCACGACACAAUCAGCAAUCAACGAACUGCUCGGAACUAACUACGAAACAUACAUCAGAACUGUUGUGCUGAGCGAAGAGAGCGCAGCGAGCUUCUUGUCCUCCACGCCAACGCAGCGGUGGAACGUGAUAGAGACGGCACUUGGGCUGUUUACUUUGGAUCAGUGUGAGGAGGUGCUGAAACUGCUGCUGCGAGAUAUCGGUACCGACAUCAAGGAGGCCGAGAAAGGACUCGAAGGUGUGACUCGGACGGUGGAGUACACCGAAAGACGGCUUCAAGACCUCACUCGCACGCAUACACGACUUGAAGCGGAAGCAAGAAAGGAAGCUUCAGCUUUGGAGAGGGCCGUACAAGACCAUGCAGCCAAGGAACGACUUUUGAAGGAACACCAAACCCGAUUCAGAUAUGAAACCUCACAAAGUAUUGCAGAUUCCAGCCGCCAAAUCUUGGGGUUAGAGAAAAAGGAUCUGGCCCUGGAGCUCAAUGUGGGCUUUCAUGCUCAUAUGUCUGGAUUGCAGACCCAAAUUCGCAUGGAGGAGGAGGCUUUGCAGCAGCUAAACGAGUCUUAUGCCAGGAUGAAGGACGAGGUCCAGGUGCAACAUGAAAGGGUCUUGAAAUACAAGCAAAGCCAGGAAGCAAAAGAUGCUCAAGAAUGCGUAUAUUCCCGUCGAAUGGAAUGGCUCGCCUUGUGGUUGGAAAUGCUUGAUGAGAAACUGAAAGCCCUCGCUGCGGGCCAGCCCAGUGGCCUACCCAACUCUUUUCAUGGAAUGAGGACUUCUGUUGUCUCUUGGCUAUCCACAGCUAUCGUUACAGUCAUGAGCCUACUCCGAAGGCCAACUAAUCACAAUAUCGCUCCAAGAGGUUCACUCAAUCAAGACGCGCAGAGUGCACCAAUCCACGACGCUGAGAAAACAACUACACAGAACCAUGAUCAAGAGGCAGCUCUCAAAAGUCUUCUUCAAGCUAUCAAUGAGAAAAGGUUGCGGUUACGCAGUCUGAAGCAUGAGAAAAAUAUCGCUGCCAACCAUGCCAGGAACAUGGGUGAACUGCUGACGGGUGUUGUUCAAGCCCAGGAGGCGUGCGAUGCCUUGAGACAACAGCUGACGAUACACCACCGUAAUGCUUCUACCUACAAGCGUCUGGCCGAAGCAGAGGCCUCAUCCUUAGAUUCCUUACGCUCGGAGCAUGAGGCCCUGACAAACAAGCUCCAGGAGCUUGCCACCAAGCGCGAGCUAUUCGCCUUUUGGUCUGCCGCCUUGACCAAGCGUACAGCCCGGCUCUCAUCGUCCCCCUCCUCAUCAAAACCCACAGCGAAAAUCAGGGCCAAUUUUCGGGAGCAUAUCCUCAUCGCGCUGCUCUCGGAGCUCAACACUCUGCUCGCGCAGGUCCUUACCGUGCUGUACGAUGACACACGCCACGCGCACCUGGCAACAGGUAUGCUCGGCUCGUUAUUUGACUCUGCUGAGUCGGGCGACAGCGCAUCCUCCCCGGGGUCCAUUCUUGACCAAAAACUCGCCCUCCCAUCCUCUCUCGCCUACGCGAAGCGCUCCAGUGGCGAGCGUAAACGCGUCGAUCUGGCACUCUUCUUUGCAUUGUUGCAGUUGACCAGGGCUAGAAGUGCGCAUCGGGCACACUAUCUGCUUGUUGACGAGGUCUUUGACAACCUAGACAAGGCAGGCCAGGCGGCGGUCGUCAGGUGGUGCGGCGUCAUGUCGCAGACUCGGAUGGUGGGUUGGAUCAUCGUGAUCACGCACAGCCAGUUUUUGAUCGAGCUGGAUCCUGGGGAGGACACUGCAAAGGUUCUAGUUGUGACGGCAAAGAUGGGGCGGGGAGGGGGGACGGAGUUGUCGAUCAACAAUGGACGUAGCAUUGGCGGAGGUUCUUCCGUGACCGGUACCUCUCGAGUAUUUCACAACACUUCAUCGGUAGCUUUUACAGCCCUCCCAACCUCAAACCUCACCACCCACCUCCCAAACCCUCACCCCUAUCCACCCAAAAUGAGACCCCCCCACGUCCUCCUCUCCCUCCUCCCCCUCAGCGCCGCCCAACUCCAACCCGUCCCCACCUUCGGCCCCCCUAUCCCCAGCCGCGCCAAAAUGUUUGUUUACGCCCCCCCAAACCUCCCCCCUAACCCAGCUAUUCUCCUCGGCGUGCACUACUGCACCGGCACCGCCCAAGGCUAUUACAACGGCAGCCCGUACAAACGCCUCGCCGACGAGAAAAAGUUCGUGGUUGUCUACCCUGAAUCACCAAACGAGGGCGGCUGCUGGGAUGUGAGCUCUAGGGCUACGCUGAAGAGGGAUGGCGGGAGUGAUAGUCAUGCGAUUGCCAAUAUGGCGAGGUGGGCGGUGGAGAGAUAUAACGGGGAUAAGGGACGGGUGUUUGUUAUUGGGGAGUCAUCGGGUGGGAUGAUGGCUAGUAUCCUCGCUGCUGCGUAUCCUGAUUUGUUCAGCGCGGUUAUUAACUACUCCGGUGUAGCAGCCGGCUGCUUCUUCACUGACUCCGUUGCCGGCUGGAACGGGAACUGCUCAGGGGGGAGGAUGAACUUGACACCUGAAGAGUGGGCGAGGUGGGUGUUGGAUGCUUAUCCGGGUUAUAACGGGACGAGGCCAAGGAUGCAGGUUUACCAUGGGAGUGCGGAUGAUGUUAUUGCGCCGGCGAAUUACAACUAUUCCAUUGCGCAGUGGACGACCGUGUUUGGGUACCCUGGGACGCCCCUGGAGGAGAAGAAGGAUGUGCCUGAGAGAAGGUAUACCACGCAGGUGUUUGGGGAGAAGUUGACGGGGAUUUGGGCGGAGGGGGUUGGGCAUGGGGUGCCGGUGCAUGGGGAGGAGGAUAUGAAGUUCUUUGGGCUGUGA
Podospora anserina S mat+ is the source of this 4266-nucleotide messenger RNA. RefSeq lists its product as uncharacterized. Lineage: Eukaryota; Fungi; Ascomycota; Sordariomycetes; Sordariales; Podosporaceae. Gene Ontology annotation, molecular function: ATP hydrolysis activity. The record is from RefSeq and is a predicted model, not a curated record. Bases 1 to 4266 code for a protein of 1421 amino acids. Gene Ontology annotation, biological process: double-strand break repair. The transcript has 4 exons. Gene Ontology annotation, cellular component: extracellular region.